AUGCAGCCCUCUCACCUCCUCCUCUUGCUCUUUCUCCUGAUCCUCCUCCCUGGGAUGUGGGCAGACCCAGAGGCACAGCCACAGGUUAUCCAGUACCUCCUGACUGGCCUCUUUGCCAACAUCAGCUCUGCUGAGGUGUCAUGCUUGGGACUCGUAGGGGACAUACCCAUCUUUACACUGGAUCCUGCCAACUGGAGCAUCCACUUCCACUGGCCCUGGGCCAGGCAGGCUGCAGCUGAGGUUGAUGGGGAAAAGAUGUUGUCCCAGUACAAAAUCGUUCUGCGCAAUAUGAUCCAAUUUGUGCAUGACACAGUUCAGCAGACAAAAGAGCACUACCCAUUGGUGGUCCAGUUCCGUGCAGGCUGUGUGCUGUACCCCAAUAUGACAAGCUGGGGCUUCCUGAAUGUCAGCUGGGAUGGCAGAGACCUCGUAGCUUUUGAGGUAGAUAAAGAGCGCUGGGAGACCCAGCAGACAUCCCAGGUGGCAGAGGUGGUCAACAAGAGCCUGAACAGACAGAAAUCCGUCACAGUGCUCCUAGAGUACCUUCUCUCCACCUGGAUAUGCCACAGCAAUUUCCGCGCCCUGGAGAAGUAUGGGAGGGCAACUCUGGAGAGACAAGAGCGGCCUGUGGCCACGGUCUUCACCCACACCCCCAGCCUAGACCAGCUGCUUCUCGUUUGCCACGUCACCGGCUUCUACCCCCGUCCCAUCAGCGUAGCCUGGCUGCAGGAUGGCCAUGAGGUGCCUCUGGACCCAGUGCUCAACUCCAGCACCAUCCUGCCCAAUGCUGACCUCACCUACCAACUCCGCAGCAUCCUGGCCAUGGCCCCCCGUGAUGGGCACAGCUAUGUCUGCCGUGUGCGCCACUGCAGCCUGGGCACCCACAGCCUUCUCAUCCCAUGGGAAGACCACAGCGCAGCUCCAACCAUCAGCAUCACUAUUGUAGUGCUGCUUCUUGUGGCCACAGCCUCUGUUGGGGGAUUUUGGUGGUGGAAGCACAGGAAAGUUAAUGAGGCUACUUUGGAGAUGCACGAAUUUAUCAUUUGA
Messenger RNA from Malurus melanocephalus (red-backed fairy wren), 1047 nucleotides. Its product is annotated as antigen-presenting glycoprotein CD1d-like. Gene Ontology annotation, biological process: antigen processing and presentation, endogenous lipid antigen via MHC class Ib; immune response; antigen processing and presentation, exogenous lipid antigen via MHC class Ib. NCBI's taxonomy places the organism in Eukaryota, Metazoa, Chordata, Aves, Passeriformes, Maluridae. Gene Ontology annotation, cellular component: external side of plasma membrane. Gene Ontology annotation, molecular function: exogenous lipid antigen binding; endogenous lipid antigen binding; lipopeptide binding. The record is from RefSeq and is a predicted model, not a curated record. The transcript is spliced from 7 exons. Bases 1 to 1047 code for a protein of 348 amino acids.